Messenger RNA from Fibroporia radiculosa, 2358 nucleotides. RefSeq lists its product as uncharacterized. Gene Ontology annotation, molecular function: nucleotide binding; structural constituent of ribosome. The record is from RefSeq and is a predicted model, not a curated record. Lineage: Eukaryota; Fungi; Basidiomycota; Agaricomycetes; Polyporales; Fibroporiaceae. Gene Ontology annotation, cellular component: ribosome. The coding region runs from base 1 to 2358 and encodes 785 amino acids. The transcript has 16 exons. Gene Ontology annotation, biological process: translation.
AUGGAAAACGAUCAGGGUAUCCUUGUUGAUCUCUAUGUCCCCCGCAAGUGCGCGGCGACCAACCGACUCAUCACGGCAAAGGACCACGCUUCAGUGCAGAUUAGCAUUGCCGAUGUCGAUGCGGACGGUCGGGCUUUGUCUACAUCCACCACCUUUGCCCUCUGCGGCCAAGUCCGUGCGAUGGGUGAGAGCGAUGACUCUCUCAACCGGCUGGCAACCAAGGCAGGGUCGCCUGCCGCGGUCGGCAAGGCGGAUCGCGGUGGCUGCCAGCAGCGCCCCAGACGCAAUAAUGGGAACGCUGACAACGGGCCCCGCUACUCCUCCUUUACCUCCAUGACUUCCGAGCCCAGUCUGUCAGCGCCGAGACACUCCCAAGAUGAUGAGGCUCGUUCGUUGCGAGCAGGAGAGUUGGAUGCGCCUCCCAAGUCUAGCUCAUCUCCACUUCUCCCGGACCUGGACCUUCCUCAGUCCAAGCUGGACCUGACCCUGACCUUUGAAUCGAUCCUGUCAGACCCGACUCCCAGCAGCGAGGAUCCCGAAAUUAAGGCGGUAGAGAAACGGGCGAGCAAUGUGUUCAAGCUGACGCAAGAAAACGCGAAGCUGCAGGCCGAGCUGAGGGCGAUGACGGAGAGGCUGGAGGCGGCGGAGCGAAAGCAGCGCGAGCUAAGCCAGCGAGGGAGUCGGGAGCGGGCUCGCACGCCCUCUCUCUCCGUCUUCCUCUCCACCACAUCCUCGUCCAUCCUCAUCUCUGCGCAACAUGGCCAGUCGACGCCCCUCCAUCCUCGACUCCCCCGUCCCGGGCACGUUUGCGAGCAGGCGUCCCUCCGUCUUGGACUCGCCCUCCUCGCGCCGUCAGUCGGGCUUCUCCUCCCGCCGCCCCUCGAUCGACCCAUCGAGGCUGGUGCCAAUGGACAAGUUCAGUCUGAGUUCACUUAUGUUCUGUCCCGACUUGUUGUGCCGUCUCUUAUGGGAUCGAGUGUAUCCGUUGUGAACAUCAAUAGCGUCUCUGGCUUAUUACACCGUCAUACAGUGCGCGCGCACAUGCUUGCAGAUAUCACAACAGCUGGGAAAUUGUUCUAUCGCUCAGAUCUUCGAUUCAGACAUGGAACCGUGAUGGUGUUCUCCGUGAAACCUAGAGAUUCCGAGAUUCCGUCCUCGAUCUUCUCUUUGGCGCACAUCUGGUUGUGGCUUAUCUUUGUCGGCGCGGGCAACAUCAUGUUCGGCUCCGACGAGGGUCCAUGGAAUCACUCCUUCCGCUUUGAACACAAACUCGGCCCGCGCCUGAAGGUCGUCGCCCUCAUCGACCCCGCAAUCGACCGGGCAACCGCCGUUUUGCAAAAGAAAUGCGAGACCUUCGUGCGCUCCGCCUACGAGAACACGCGCGUCUUCCGCACCCUGGAAGACUUUGUCAAAAACAUGUCGCGCAAGGACACGCCUCGCGCCGUCAUCGUAGGAAGCCCGCCCAUGUUCCGUGGCACAAUGCAGUCCGGGCGCGACGUCGAGUUGCAGAUCCUCCGUUACUUCCCCGGCGUCGCGAUGUUCAUCGAGAAGCCCUCGGCGACUGGCCCGUCAAGCGAGAUCGAAGAGGCGUUCAAAGUCGCAAAGCACAUCACCGAUAGUAGUACUAUCUGCUCUCGCCACAGAUACAUGUUGCGAUACUUGAAGGCCGUGCAAAUGAUGAAGCAAAUCAUCAACGACAACAAUCUUACUGUUAUGGCCACUGUUGCCCGCUAUGCCUGCGCAUACGAAGCCAUUGCCAAGCCCGAUUGGUGGGACAAGUCCAAGAGCGCGGGUCCUAUCAUCGAACAAGGAACACACUUCUGCGAUCUUUCUCGCUAUUUCGGAGGCGAAGUUGACAUGACCACCGUCACCGCACAUUCGCUUGAAUGGGACGAGAAUGCUGGCCAUCUCUCAAAGAUGGUGGUCGACGAGACCGCCAUUCCUCCUGAAAACAGGAUUCCGCGUGUAACUGCUGCUACCUGGAAGUACGACAGCGGUGCAGUCGGCAGCUUCACUCACCUCGUGGCUCUGCAAGGUCAUGACUACAGCUGCGAGCUAGAAGUCUACGCAGAUGGAUACCAGUUGAAAUUAGUGAAUCCCUACGUCCAGCCGGUCCUCUUUGUCCGUAGGCCAGGCAGCGAUCAUGAAGAGUCUUACCGAUUCCCGGACGACGAUCCUUUCUUCUCUGAGAUAUCGGUGCUCAUCGACAACAUCGAGGACAUUGAGGAGGAUCCAGAAACUGCGCAGAUUCUGAGCUCCUUCGAGGACGCAUGCAAGACCUAUCAGCUCACCUGGGCCAUUCGUGAAGCCACAGAGCGCAACCGCAAACUGAAGUAUGAUGCUGGCGCGGAGAAGUGA